Messenger RNA from Orycteropus afer afer, 2851 nucleotides. It is a transcript of the gene AMOTL2, whose product is annotated as angiomotin like 2. Lineage: Eukaryota; Metazoa; Chordata; Mammalia; Tubulidentata; Orycteropodidae. The record is from RefSeq and is a predicted model, not a curated record. Gene Ontology annotation, biological process: regulation of cell migration; hippo signaling; actin cytoskeleton organization. Gene Ontology annotation, cellular component: plasma membrane; cytoplasmic vesicle; bicellular tight junction.
AACCUGAAACUCUCACAUUCCUGGCAUAGCAGCCGCCUCCGGCGCGGGCGGACCCUGGGGCUGCGCGCUGAGGCUGGAGCCGCCAGAGCGUCGGCGCCAGAGUCGGGUGCACACCUCCGCCGCCGAGCUAAGUCGAAUCGAGGAAGGCCAGGUCUUCGGUUCCGACUGCACCGGGCACCCGCGGGCCGCAGCGGUGCUCUGGGCCCAGGUGCUGCUGGCUAUUGUCCAGGUGGGUGUGUGCAAGCCAAAGAAGCAUGAGGACGCUGGAAGACUCCUCAGGGACAGUCCUGCACCGCCUUAUCCAGGAGCAGCUACGCUAUGGCAAUUUGACCGAGACACGCACGCUGCUGGCCAUCCAGCAGCAGGCCCUGAGGGGUGGGGCUGGGGGCACGGGAAGCCCCCAAGCCUCCUUGGAGAUCCUGGCACCUGAGGACAGUCAGGUGCUACAGCAGGCCACGAGGCAAGAGCCCCAGGGCCAGGAGCACCAGGGUGGUGAGGCCCACCUGGCAGAGAACACCCUCUACCGGCUGUGCCCACAGACCAACAAGGGCGAGGAGCUGCCCACCUAUGAGGAGGCCAAAGCUCACUCACAGUACUAUGCCGCCCAGCAGGCAGGGCCCCGGCCACACAUCGGGGAUCGGGAGCUACGCGGGGCCCCAGGAGGCAGUCAGCGGCAGGACGAGGCCCUGAAGGAGCUGAGGCAUGGGCAUGUGCGCUCCCUGAGUGAGCGGCUCCUGCAGCUGUCCCUGGAGAGGAAUGGAGCCCGGGCCCCUAGCCACAUGAGCUCCUCCCACAGCUUUCCACAACUGGCCCGCAGUCAGCAGGGACCUCCACCCAGGGGCCCCCAGGCAGAGGGCCCGGAGACCCGUGGACCCCCACCUCAGUACCCACACGUUGUACUAGCUCAUGAGACCAUCGCUGCCUUCCCUGGCACAAGACCAAGCCCAUGGGGACCAGCUCACCACACCCGUGGCAAUCCACACUUCCAGCAGGCUGAAGUCAGGAUCCUUCAGGCCCAGGUGCCCCCUGUAUUCCUCCAGCAGCAGCAGCAGUACCAGUACAUGCAGCAGCCCCAAGAGCACCCCCCACCCCCACACCCAGCUGCUCUUGGCCAUGGACCCCUGGGUUCCCUCAGUCCACCUGGAGUGGAGGGGCCAUCAAGCACCCAGGUCUCCUCAGCCACCACAGGCAGUGCCCACCUGGCCCAGAUGGAGACUGUGCUGAGAGAAAAUGCCAGGCUACAGAGAGACAAUGAGAGGCUGCAGAGGGAGCUAGAGAGCUCAGCGGAGAAGGCUGGCCGCAUGGAGAAGCUGGAAAGCGAAAUCCAGCGACUCUCUGAGGCUCAUGAGAGCCUGACGAGAGCCUCCUCCAAGCGUGAGGCCCUGGAGAAGACCAUGCGGAACAAGAUGGACAGUGAGAUGAGGAGGCUGCAGGACUUUAACCGGGAUCUUAGAGAGAGAUUGGAAUCUGCAAACCGCCGACUGGCAAGCAAGACACAGGAGGCCCAGGCAGGCAGUCAGGACAUGGUGGCCAAGCUGCUUGCUCAGAGCUACGAGCAGCAGCAGGAACAAGAGAAACUGGAGCGGGAGAUGGCACUGCUGCGCGGAGCCAUUGAGGACCAGCGGCGGCGCGCCGAGCUGCUAGAGCAGGCCCUGAGCAAUGCACAGGGCCGGGCGGCACGAGCCGAGGAGGAAUUGCGCAAGAAGCAGGCCUAUGUGGAGAAGGUGGAGCGGCUGCAGCAGGCGCUUGGGCAGCUGCAAGCUGCCUGUGAGAAACGGGAGCAGCUGGAGCUACGUCUGCGGACACGCCUGGAGCAGGAACUCAAGGCUCUGCGUGCACAGCAGAGACAGGCGGGCACCCUCAGCAGUGGCAGUGGUGGGUCCCCAGAGCUCAGCGCUUUGAGGCUGUCAGAGCAGCUACGGGAGAAGGAGGAGCAGAUCCUGGCACUGGAAGCUGACAUGACCAAGUGGGAGCAGAAGUACCUGGAGGAACGUGCCAUGAGGCAGUUUGCCAUGGAUGCAGCCGCCACAGCUGCUGCCCAGCGUGACACCACACUCAUCCGACACUCCCCCCAACCCUCACCCAGCAGCAGCUUCAACGAAGGCCUGCUUGCCGGCAGCCACAGGCACCAGGAGAUGGAGAGCAGGUUAAAGGUGCUUCAUGCCCAGAUCCUGGAAAAGGAUGCAGUGAUCAAAGUUCUUCAGCAACGCUCCAGGAAAGACCCUGGCAAGGCCACUCAGGGCUCCCUGCGGCCCGCUAAGUCUGUGCCAUCCAUCUUCGCAGCUGCAGCAGCAGGAACCCAAGGCUGGCAAGGGCUGACCUCCAGUGAGCGGCAGGCAGAUGCUCCUGCCCGCCUGGCUCCAGCAGACAGGGCCCCUACAGAGGAGCCAGGUACUGCAGCCCCCCUCCCUUCCCAUGCCAAACACGGGAGCAAAGAUGGGAGCACCCAGACUGAGGGCCUACCGGACGGCACCUCUGCCUGCCUGCCACUGGAGCCUGAGGGCUUUGUCGGUUGCAGCAGUGGUCAGAGAACAGCCUCACUGGACUCUGUAGCUACAUCCAGAGUCCAGGACUUGUCAGACAUGGUGGAGAUUCUGAUCUGAAGGAGGUAGUGCCUUGGGGACUCAACCAUUUCCUGUCCUCCUCAGCGUCUGUCACUCUUGGCCAUUCCAGCAGCCCCUCCAACUGCUGCUUUCCCACUUUCCCAUCACCGUAUGGUCCUAGGAGUUCAGGAAGGACUGCUGUGGGGGGAGGGGAACUGUGAGCACCAGCAUCCCAGAAGACCUUCCUUCUUAGCCUUACAUUCCUCCUGAGUCCAUGGAGAAUGAGGAUUCAGCCUUGGCCUGCUGCC